Haplochromis burtoni (Burton's mouthbrooder) is the source of this 6497-nucleotide messenger RNA. It is a transcript of the gene srpk1b, whose product is annotated as SRSF protein kinase 1b. Gene Ontology annotation, molecular function: ATP binding; protein kinase activity. The coding region runs from base 3329 to 5245 and encodes 638 amino acids. The transcript is spliced from 15 exons. Gene Ontology annotation, biological process: spliceosomal complex assembly; protein phosphorylation; regulation of mRNA processing. The record is from RefSeq and is a predicted model, not a curated record. Lineage: Eukaryota; Metazoa; Chordata; Actinopteri; Cichliformes; Cichlidae.
UGUCAUGGGGAGGUGGGUCACAUCAGGCCUCGAAAAUGUCGGUGUUUCAGCUGUUUUUAUGGAGGGAUUUGUUUUUGUGAACCAUGGAAAUCUGCAGUGGUUUAAGUAGUGGUGUGUUGGCCUCUCCCUCCCUCUGUGUCUUUCUCAGGCUGCUUGGAAACCUUGUUUGUACAAAAAAACUCUGCGUGUAACAUAAAACACUGUCUCUAUUAUUAAGACAAAUUUCUGUAAAGUUAACCCACAUAGCUCUGAAUAUCGGAAAGAACAUAUUAUAUAAAGUUGGUGCUUACACAGCAGGUAGAUGUAAAUAAUUUCUGUGAGGAAGAUUUGAAGACAUUAACAAGCAUCCUUUGCUUCACUCGUAUGCCUUCAGUAGGUGUUCGAGUGCUUAAGGCAAAAUGCUGCACCACACGCAUUUACACUUUGUUUGCACUGCACCCUGAGGCCUUCGGCACAGAUACCUAUUGCUGCUGUUUCAUUUUGCUGCCGAGGCAUUUUGCAUUGAUUUCAUUUCGAAGGAGCAAGUAGGGAAGCUAAACUUCUUGGCCAUACUCCAUCCUCACAAGCUCCACUGCUUCUGUGUGCCCUUGUUUGUUUUGCUCUAACGAUCUGAUAGGGCUGGAUGGGUGGAAAAAGUUUGGCUAGGAGAAAGCAGGAGAUGCUAACACAUUAUGUCAGAUCAGAUGUGUGCUCAGAAGUGACGGGCAUGUAAAGUGAUUGCAGUUUUUUUUAGAUUUUGUCUCUCUGACGGACAAUAACGGAAUAACACAUUUACAGACUAUUUAUUGGGUCUUUGUGUACAAAAGAGUUAAACAGUCAGCUCAGGGUGACCAGUUUUGUUGAAGCUGUGGCUGUUCAAAUUUUGGCAUGUGGUUAUGUUUGCUUUAAUCCCUAAAAACAGGAGUGUAGAUAAGAGUUUUGGUUCCAGAGGCUUUCUAGACCAAGUAGUUUAGACCUAAUAUAUGUAAGCAGGCUUUGGCAUGAACACGAAAGGUCUGCAGGGAGAACAACACAGGGAAUGCACUGGCUGCAGCGUGAUCUCAAGAUAAUCAGUUAUUUCAUGACCACAGUUUAGCUUUUUAUUAUUUAUUUAUUUAUUUUUAGAUAUCAGCUAUCCCGACAAUUGCUUACCCCACCAAAAGGAUUAACCAUUGUGGCCUAGAGGGUUAAGUUAUUAGAUGGCAGUCAGUGGGUUCCUGAAUUGGUUGUUGUUGUUGGAUAAAAACACUAUCUGAUUAUUUUUCAAUGUAUAAUAAAAACUGGCAGCAGUCACUGAAACACAGAAAACUGUUUUGAACUUCAAAGUGACUGCGCAAAGUUUAUAGAGCUCUUUUUUUCACAGCUUUUCAUUGUAAUUGACCAGGUUGCAUUCAAUUGUGUGCACAUGAUAACAAAUCUGAAACUGCAGCAGAGAAAUGAGAUUCAGUUAUCACACAUUUCUCUAUUGACACUUAUGCUUUUACUUCUACUAGAUUUUCAUGUGUGUUCUGGGGACGAGUACAAACCAAGUAACUCUCAUAUAUAGAACGAAGGUGGAUUUGCUGCAUUGUCCAGAUUUUGUAUUAUUCUGUAGUUGUAUCUAAUUUACUGUCUCAGAUAUCUUCAACAACACAAACAUGGUACUCAUAGCUGUCUGCUUUUGUAGAGAUAACUUUUAUUUUGUACUUUUGUAUAAUUUUAUCUUGCUAAUUUAGAUAAUUGGCUGUAAAGCAACAUUGCUGAAUUGUUUCGUUGACUCAUAGUUUCUGUUAUUCUGACAAAUAACAAGACAAUGACUAAAUAAAAGCUAAUGCGCGAGGACAAAAACUAUUGUGAAAUGUAAUGAAUAGAAAUGGGAUGAAAAAAUUCUGGUGAGAUUCAGAACAAAUUAGGUUGUGUAGAAAGGUUGGACGAAUUUGGAAGUGUUCCAAUCUUAAUCUAAGAUGCUUCGUAAAUUGCAUGGAGCAACUCUCAUCUGUAAAAACACAACAGACUUUAACAUUUUAUAUUUUUUAGUCAACUAAAUCAACUUUAGAUUGCAUCUACUGUAAUCUUAUGAUAUUUAGUUAACUACAAUUUGACUUAAAAUUUUCAGGUUUUAGUCAAAAAACGGACUAAAACAAAACCAGAAUUUGUUGUCAAAAUUAACAUUGGUUGCGUUAACAAGGACAAUACUCCGCUGCUUUGAGAUUCUUAUCAGAAUAACUACGAUUGCAAUGCACUGGAGACCUGUUAAAUACUGUUGGGUUCUGAGGUAUCCCAGAGCCCAUACAGUGUACGUUAUCUUUAUUUUAAAAGGUUUUCUUUAGUAACUUCAGUACGUGUUACACGUUGUACAACAUGUUGAUCAUUUAUCCCUAUGUGUAUGUUAGAAGUUGGAAAGAAGUUGCUAAAUCAUUCAUGUCCCUCAGGUUGUUGGUAUUCAUUUUCACUGUGAGCAAGUAUAUGUGUGGAGGGAGAAGAAGGUUCAGCAAUCUCAUUGUGCGCUGUUGGAAUAUGUUAAAUGGCCAAUCACAAAAAAAUGGCCCCAAGUCAUGCAAAGCUAUUCCAAUACAGCUCCAGAAACUUGUGAAGUGCAGUAGCAUUUCAAGUUGCGGAUACCUAGCUGAUUCCUUCCCCAUUACAUGAAUCGUCCAACAGUUUGAAAGUCUGCCUUUCUAUGAGUAAGGUCUGAUGAUUGCACAAUAAACUGCAGCAUUGAUGUUUCCGUGCAAAUAUGAGUAAGUGAAGCAUUGUUGAAUAACAGGCAAGCGCAAUGGUGAUCGACAGACAGAGAGGGGGAAUAGAGAACAGUGUUGUUUUGGUCAGUUUGGUUUGUGUAUGUGUGUGUGUGGGGGGUUGAUGUCGUCCCUCACCUGCAAUGCAGUGCUGGGCUGUAUCAUCCAAUCAUGUCCCAGCUGUCGGCGAAAGAGGGCUGGGCCAGAGGCUGACGACAGCCAAGGAGAGUUCUCGGUCAGACGGAGAGAAAGAGAGACGUGAAUGUGUGAGAGGAAAAAGUGAGCGAGAGAGUCGGGGAGUGUGCAGUGGUACCCUGCGCUCCAGGACUCAGCCUCAGUGCUCAGCCUGCAGUUGAGCCUCUACAUUUCUCCUCUCUUCGCUCGUAUUCCCCAUCACUGCUCUGAUCCAUCCUCUCUCCUCUUCUCUGCUCUCUUCUGUUAUAAUCACUGCUUUUCAGUUGUCAGCACUGAUCGCUUUCUCCUCCUUCUCCUCCACUUGUACUUUUUUUUAACUCUCUCCAUCCCUUUUCUGAACCUCUAAUACCUCUUUCUUUUCCUCCUGUUGGAUGGAGUAAGAGGCUUUUUCAGCACCUACACCCUCUCUUCUCUGGGCCUCCUCCCUGCAUCAUCCCAUGGGUAUCCGUGCAUCUUGCAGACCAGAGCCUCAUGGCCGUGGAGGCGGCUCUCAGCCAGGUCAGGCAGAGUCUCCGUUACCAGAGCAGGAUGAAGAGAUCUUGGGCUCUGAUGACGAUGAACAGGAGGACCCCAAUGACUACUGCAGGGGUGGAUAUCACCAUGUGAGGAUUGGAGAUCUGUUCAAUGGGAGAUACCAUGUGAUCCGUAAGCUUGGCUGGGGUCACUUCUCCACUGUGUGGCUGGCCUGGGAUAUCCAGGAAAAGCGCUUCGUGGCCAUGAAGGUUGUAAAAAGUGCUGAACAUUACACUGAGACUGCUCUGGAUGAAAUCAAGCUGCUGAAAUCAGUGAGAAACACAGAUCCCAGUGACCCUUACAGAGAGAAAGUAGUGCAGCUGCUAGAUGACUUCAAAAUUUCUGGCAUGAAUGGAACUCAUGUGUGUAUGGUCUUUGAAGUACUUGGGUACCACCUGCUUAAGUGGAUUAUUAAGUCGAAUUAUCAAGGGCUGCCUUCGCCCUGUGUUAAAAGCAUCAUACGACAGGUUCUGCAGGGUUUAGACUAUCUCCACACCAAGUGUAAGAUCAUACACACAGACAUCAAACCGGAGAACAUUCUGCUCACUGUGAAUGAGCCCUACAUCAAGAAGAUGGCUGCUGAAGCUACUCAGUGGCAGAAGACUGGCACCGCACCUCCCUCGGGUUCUGCAGUGAGUACAGCCCCAACUUCCAAACCAACGGCCAAAAUGUCAAAGAACAAAAAGAAGAAGAUGAAGAAGAAGCAAAAAAAGCAGGCCGAGAUGCAGGAAAAGAGGAUACAUGAGAUGGAGGGAGGAGCAUUACCCGACACCCGAGAAGAGGAGGAUGACGAGGAGACUACGGAGAACACUGAAGAUACGUCCUCAGCCACUCUUUCUACGUCUGCCACGCAGCAGGACAUCACUAACCAUACUAACGCAGACUUGACUCCCGAAGAGCAGUCUGCUCAUACGUCAGGGCUAAAUGAACAGAGGGAGGUUACGGCCGAUGAGGAGAACAGAAUGGAGGUCAACUGCAACGGCCACGCCGCCACACCGGAGAAUGAGACCAGUCUAGAGGUUCGAGGGACCGAGCAAUGUACAGAGGAACAGGAGGAUCAACAGGAUGCAAAGCAACCAGAAAGCAAUAAAGAGACCGACAAUGCAUUUUGUGACAAAGAAGAGCGGCCAUCCUGUAACGGAAACUCUGAUACCGAGCAGCAACGUCCCCCUGCUUCACUCAGUCCAGACUCUGUCACUGUAGAGCUAAAAGAGGGAGACAAGAUAGAGGAGCAGAUGGACACUCUAAAGGAGACCAAAAGAGAAAAUGAAGAAGAGAACAGCCAAGAUGGAGCAACAGGCAGCAUGUUAGUAAACCCCCUGGACCCUCUCAAUGCUGACAAAUUGCAGGUUAAGAUUGCUGACCUCGGCAAUGCCUGCUGGGUGCACAAACAUUUCACAGAUGACAUCCAGACACGGCAGUACCGCUCUCUUGAGGUGUUGAUAGGAGCCGGCUAUAGCACACCAGCAGACAUCUGGAGCACAGCCUGCAUGGCCUUUGAGCUGGCUACUGGAGAUUACCUGUUUGAACCCCACUCUGGAGAAGACUACUCCAGAGAUGAAGAUCACAUAGCGCUGGUCAUCGAGCUGCUAGGCAAAGUCCCUCGGAAGCUGAUCUUGGCAGGCAAAUACUCCAAGGAGUUUUUCACCAAGAAAGGUGAUCUCCGGCACAUCACCAAGUUGAAGCCUUGGGGUCUGUUUGAUGUCCUGGUAGAAAAGUAUGAGUGGUCCAAAGAGGAGGCCCACUCUUUCAGCAGCUUCCUGCUUCCCAUGCUGGACCUGGUGCCUGAAAGAAGAGCCACCGCAGCCCAGUGCCUCUCCCACCCAUGGCUCUCAUCCUAGAGGAUGCCUGCACACACAGCUGCAUAUUGUGAAAAGGAUAAGAUGGGUUUGAAGGGCUUAAGCUUGAAAACGUACAGUAAGCAAAUACUUCCAUUUCUGUGAGAGCCUGUGAUUCCAUCGUGCCUGUAGCCUGUUGUCACGGCUUUCACGGGUCUACUUACAUUCAUCGGGAAGCAUUGAGACGAUAGACAGACUGCUGCUGAAUCUCUGUUCUGUUAGGGAAGGAGAAUAAAACAGGCUCAAAGUACUCUCUCAGUAUUUAUGACUUUUUGUUACUGGCUGAAUAGAACUUAUUGAUCUUAUUUUCCCUUUUUUGCCAGCUCCAGCUUUUUCUCUUCUGCUCAUUAUUCUCUGUAUUUUAGACACAAGAGAUCAUCAGGUUUAAAAGGACAUUUUUCUACAAACGCAGAAAGGUACAGGAUGCUAACAGAGUUGUAACAGUCACCAUCAGAGCUACUUUCGAUUAUCAUAUAGGUCACUUAGAAGUCAAAUUUGUCUGUUUGCUCGUCAUCAUGUUAGGUGUACCAGCUUUUAAGCCUUUAAAGAGAGUGCAGAGAGCUCAAAAGUGAUAACUACAUAUUGCUUACUGGAAUGAAGAGCAGCUAGUAGCUUUCAAAGCACCGUUAUCAGAGAACUUUUUACAUUUGUAUACAGGUGCAGGUCAUACAUCGGGAGUUCAGAAUCACACUGAUAGCCAAACUGUUGUGUUGGUUUCUUGUGAAAGUAAAGAUUUUUAGCUUCAGCAUUAGUUUAUGUUGACUUAAGAGAAGUACUUGACACAUUAUAAUGGGAAGAAAAAAAAAUCAGAGCCCUUCUCUUUUUCGUGCAUGAGUUGGCCAAAUGCUCUUUUACACCCGGGUUGCUUUUUUUUUUUUUUACCUGAUAAGUUUAAUUCCCACAUUCACAGUCAAAUCCAGCGAUAGGUGGAUUCACAUCAAGUGUACAGUACAGUGUACCAAAGAGUCGGACUUUGAUUUCUCCUUUUUUUGAGCUUGAAGCUGGAACAGAGUGAGGGCACAGUCAGUUCUUUUACACGUUCUUUCUUUUUUUUAUCUUUAAAGGUGUGUAUUCAGGUGUAUAAGAAGGUGCUGGAUGUGAAAAUCAUAGAUUGUACUUAAAGUUAUUGUAAUAUUCCUUUCAGUCCUAUCAGAAACAUGUUGCUUGUUUUUCUAUAAAGGCUCGACUGUCCAUGUCUCAUCAUUUGAUUAUUUUUUUUCUUUAGGCAGUAAGAAUAAAUAAUUUUCAAAGUUUC